AUGAAUGAUUUUGUGGGUGCCGCUACAGUGGACGACCCUGAUUUCUGGGGUGCUACUUAUCCUGUAACAGUGUCACUGGAAAGUGCAGACACUUACAAGGUGCUGGGAUGGAUAGAAGAGCCAUCCUACUACAUAUUGAUUAAAAUAGACGCCGCAGCCUUAACCGCCACCGUUACCAAGCGUGUAUACGGACCUACACUGCCUACAACACCUUAUACAAACCCAGCUGCAGAAGGAACAGAUUCUUAUGUGCUGGAUCAUUCAAACGAUCAGCUGGAGGCCUUGAUGAAAGAUAAAAAAUUUGGAACCGUGGGGGCUGUUGCCUGUGAUCAGAACGGUAACCUGGCGGCGGCUACCAGUACCGGUGGCAUGACCAAUAAAAAGUAUGGGCGUAUUGGUGACACGCCUGUAAUUGGCAGUGGUACCUACGCCAAUAACGCUACCUGUGCCAUCAGCUGUACCGGCCAUGGCGAAUUAUUUAUACGUGCAGUAGCUGCCUACGAUGUUAGUGCUAUAAUGGAGUAUAAAAACCUGGAUCUGCAACAGGCAAUGGAUGAAGUGGUGAAUAAUAAAUUGGUGAAAAUAGGAGGAGAGGGGGGAAUGAUUGGUGUGGAUGCAGCCGGUAAUUACGCAUUGAUGUUUAAUAGUGAAGUAGCCGGAGGAUCGGGUGUGCGCAUGGGGGCAUCCAUGCCCAAGCAAUUUCUGUUGCUGCGGAACAAAGCGGUAUUAUGGCAUACGCUGAACGCCUUUCUAGACGCGUUUACUGAUGUAAAGAUUAUUUUGGUAUUGCCCGCACAACAUAUUGAAACUGGUAAGGAAAUCAUUGCAACGCUGGCAGCACCCCGGCGGGUGGAAAUAACGGCAGGUGGAGAUACCCGUUAUCAGUCUGUACAAAAAGGCCUGCAACUGGUAGAAAAAGACGCGGUUGUUUUUGUACAUGAUGGCGUGCGUUGCCUGGUUACACCUGCACUGAUACAAAGAUGCUAUGCUGCUGCGGUGGAAAGAGGAAAUGCUACGCCUGCUAUUGCAGCGGUAGAUUCAAUAAGAAUUGAUACGGGUACGGGCAAUGAAGUAAUGGACAGGAACAGGGUCCGCAUUAUUCAGACCCCGCAGACUUUUUUGGCAGAACAACUCCUGAAAGCUUUUGAACAGCCGUAUGAACCUUCUUUUACGGAUGAGGCUACCGUGGUAGAGCGUAUGGGAAUUGCCAUUCACCUGGUAGAAGGAAGAUAUGUUUUGAGUGCCGCUGUUCGCCGUGACGGUCUUUCUGUUUGGGCGCCCGGUAAAAAAUGGGCUACUUUUCCGUCAGGCUCAAUUGGCUGGAGAAUUGACCAGGAAGAUUUCAUGAAGGGCAUGACAAAAAUUUCCGAACUGAAAGUAAGAGCUGGUUAUGGGAUUACUGGUAUCAAUGGGGUGCUGCUGGGCAAUACUCCAUGGCAGGUCAGCGUCAGUUCAAACAGCGCAUACUAUCCUUAUAAUAACGCCAUUACAGGAGGUCCUGCAUCUUCUAUUCAGCGUUUGGGAAACAAAGAUUUGGAAUGGGAAAAAACCAAACAGUUUAACGUAGGUCUCGACCUGGGAUUGCUUAAUAAUGCAUUCACCUUAUCCGCAGAGUACUACCGUCGCCAGACAGAUAACCUGAUUUUAAAUGUGCCACUGCCUCCUUCAUUCGGUUUUAUAACCAGUACUGUUGCCCAGAACGUUGGCGCAAUGCGGAACAGUGGGUUUGAGGUACAGUUGGGAUACAAUGACCGCAUUGGUGAUUUCAAAUGGAAUGCAAGUGCCAAUAUGAGUUUUGUUACCAACCAGAAUGCUGCAGAAGUUGCCAGUCAUGCUACGCAAGUUGCCGCCACCGCGCCGGGUGAUAUCAAAUUCAAAGAUCAGAAUAAAGAUGGUGUCAUUGAUUUGAAUGACCGCGUUUUCCUGGGCAGUUUUAUACCAAAGAUGACCUACGCAGGUGUACAGGGCAAUAAAAUUUACAAUGCCACACGCGUUAUCACAGAAGGUAUGAUUCGUUUCUUUAAUGCAGGCACACAGAACCUGCGUAUUUAUGUUUCGGCACAGAAUAUUUUAACCGUUACCAAAUACAAAGGUUUUGAUCCGGAAGUGGGUAACCGUACACCCGGAUCCUCCCAGUUAACCAAUGGUAUCGACUUUGCCGUUUACCCGCAACCCAAGGCAUUCCAGGUGGGCAUCCAGGCAGGAUUUUAG
Messenger RNA from Ostertagia ostertagi, 2211 nucleotides. The record is from the annotation of a GenBank genome assembly. Lineage: Eukaryota; Metazoa; Nematoda; Chromadorea; Rhabditida; Trichostrongylidae.